This is a messenger RNA of Sarcophilus harrisii (Tasmanian devil), 3460 nucleotides long. Its product is annotated as zinc finger protein 260-like. Gene Ontology annotation, cellular component: nucleus. Gene Ontology annotation, molecular function: DNA-binding transcription factor activity, RNA polymerase II-specific; RNA polymerase II transcription regulatory region sequence-specific DNA binding. The transcript is spliced from 2 exons. The record is from RefSeq and is a predicted model, not a curated record. NCBI's taxonomy places the organism in Eukaryota, Metazoa, Chordata, Mammalia, Dasyuromorphia, Dasyuridae. Bases 206 to 2542 code for a protein of 778 amino acids. Gene Ontology annotation, biological process: regulation of transcription by RNA polymerase II.
AUUUGGAACUGAGCGCUAAGACCACAGAGGAAGCUGCCAGACAGACUGCUGCAGGAAAAGCGCGCUCCCCAGAUUUGGAGUCUAGGCUAAAGAGCACAGAGGGAUCUUUGAAAGAAACCAUUCCAGGAGAAGAGUCAUCCCAUAGAGAGAAAAUUGGAAGCAGUGCUGAUCAUUUCUGCUAGACUUGUAGGUAAAGAGGCAGGAGAUGAAGCAGGAGAGGGAUGUGAGAAAAUUGGCAAAAAUCCAGAAGAUUCAAAAUGGAGGCAAAAUAAAUGAACAGAAGGAACAUGGCAAAGCUUUCACUAAAUCUUCAAAUAUUUCUGAACACCAAAAAAUCCGUGCUGUUGAAAAGGCUUAUAAAUGUAAUGAAUGUGGGAAAGUCUUUGGUCAGAGCUCAACUCUUUUCAGACAUGAGAGAAUUCACACUGGAGAGAAGCCUUAUAAAUGUAAUGAGUGUGGGAAAGCCUUCAGUCGAAAAUCAAAUCUUAAGGUACAUGAGAUGAUUCAUACCGGAGAGAAGCCUUAUAAAUGUGAUCAAUGUGAGAAAGCCUUCACCCUAAGUUCAUCUCUUCUCAAUCACCAGAGAAUUCACACUGGAGAGAAGCCUUAUAGAUGUGACAAGUGUGGGAAAGCUUUCUUUAGGAGAUCAAAUCUUAAUUUACAUCAGAAGAACCAUACAGGAGACAAACCUUAUGAAUGUACAAAAUGUGGGAAAGCCUUUGCUCAGAAGUCAACCCUUUUCAAGCAUCACAAAAUUCAUACUGAAGAGAAACCUUUUAAAUGUAAUACUUGUGGGAAAGCCUUUUAUGAAAGCUCAACUCUUAUUAGUCAUCAAAUGACUCAUACUGGAGAGAAGCCAUAUACAUGUGAUGAGUGUGGGAAAGCCUUUAGUAAAAAGUCAGUCCUUGUCAAUCAUCAUAGAAUUCAUACCGGAGAGAAACCUUAUAAAUGUAAUGAGUGUGGAAAAACCUUUGUUCAGAGUUCAAAUCUUAUUGUACAUCAGAAGAUUCAUACUGGAGAAAAGGCUUAUAAAUGUGAUCAAUGUGGGAAAGUCUUCACUCAAAAAUCAACCCUUUUCAACCACCAGAAAAUUCAUAAUGAAGAGAAGCCUUAUAAAUGUAAUGUGUGUGGGAAAGCCUUUGUUCAGAGCUCAAACCUUAAGGUACAUGAGAAGAUUCAUACUGGAGAGAAGCCUUAUAAAUGUAAUCAAUGUGGAAAAGCUUUCACCCAGAGUUCAUCUUUUUUUAAUCACCAGAAAACUCACACUGGAGAGAAGCCUUACAAAUGCAAUCAAUGUGGGAAAGCCUUCCUUAGGAGGUCAAACCUUAAUGUACAUCAGGAGAGUCAUACUGGAGAGAAACCUUAUAAAUGUACUAAAUGUAAUAAAGCCUACACUCAAAAGUCAACCCUUUUCAGACACCAGAGAGUUCAUACUGGAGAGAAGCCUUAUACAUGCAGUGACUGUGGGAAAGCUUUCAUUGAUAGCUCAACCCUUCUUGUACAUCAGAUGACCCAUACUGGAGAGAAGCCAUAUACAUGUAGUAAAUGUGGGAAAGAUUUCAGCACAAAUUCAGUCCUUGUUAGUCACCAGAGAAUUCAUACCGGAGAGAAGCCUUACGCUUGUAAUCAGUGUGGGAAAGCAUUUAGUCGGAGCUCUAAUCUUAAUGUACAUCAGAAGAUUCAUACUGGAGAGAAGCCUUAUACGUGUAAUGAGUGUGGAAAAGGCUUUAUUCAGAGAUCAAAUCUCACUGUACAUCAGAAAAUCCAUACUGGAGAGAGGUCUUAUACAUGUAAUCAGUGUGGGGAAGCUUUCACUGAACAAUCAGCUCUUCUCAGUCACCAGAGAACUCAUGAAGAGAAACCUUAUAAAUGUAAUCAGUGUGGGAAAAGUUUUGUUGAGAAGUUAAAUCUUAAUGAGCAUCAGAAGACUCAUAAUGAAGACAAACCAUAUAAAUGUAGUCAUUGUGAGAAAGCUUUCAGUGAGCACUCACACCUUUUCAAACACCAGAGAAUUCAUACUGAAAAGAAACCUUUUAAAUGUAAUGAGUGUGGGAAAUGCUUCCUUCAAAGCUCUGACCUUGUGAAGCACCAGGCAAGUCACACUGAAGAGAAACCAUUUUUGUGUAAGGAGUAUGGGAAAUCCUUCCUUCAAAACUCCUACUUUGUGAAGCACCAGGCAAGUCACACUGAAGAGAAACCUUAUAAAUGUAAUGAGUGUGGGAAAUCCUUCCCUCAAAGCUCUGACCUUGUGAAGCACCAGGCAAGUCACACUGAAGAAAAACCUUUUUUAUUUAAGGAGUGUGGGCAAUCCUUCCUUCAAAGCUCUGACCUUGUGAAGCAUCAGACAAGUCACACUGAAGAGAAACCCUAUAAAUGUAAUGAGUGUGAGAAAUCCUUUGUUCAAAGCUCUGAUCUUGUGAAGCACCAGGCAAGUCACACAGAAGAAAAACCUUUUUUAUGUAAGGAGUGUGGGGAAGCCUUCAAUGACGGAUCAUCUCUUGUUGAGCACCAGAGUUUUCAUACAGAUGGGUUACACAAGUAGUGGAUGUGGAAAUCCCUUCGGCAAAAACUUAUCUUGUUAUUUGGCAGAGAAUUUUUACUAGAAUGUGGGAGCUGGAUGGUCUGCCUCUAGUUAGACCCUCAGCUGGGUGAAGGUUGACUUCUAGUCAACAGCAGGUCUCUGAUCCCUGUGGAAAGCCUCCCAUAUGCUACACCAUUUCUGGAGGAACUUUUCCUUCCUUUUUCAGAGGGGAAAUUUUGCUUUUUUUCUUUCUUUUCAACUUAGUUGGUUAUGCAACUUAAGUUUGUCUGCCUGUGUUGAGUUGAGGUGACUCCAGCACUGCCCAGCCCAAAGUCCAGAGCUAGUUAUGGGUCCUGAAACUGGCAGAUCUCCCCACACCCACUGCAGGAGAGUCUCAUCUUCAAGCUCCUGCUAACUGCAAGUCCUAGGGAGGUAGAAGGUCCUGGACCUGGAGACAGAAGACUGGUUCUGCCCUGGCUCUACAAGUGGUUAGCUGUAUAUCCUUGGCCAGUCCCUUCCACUCAGCUUCUUCAUCUACAGCCUGAAGACAUGGGAUUGGCCUGGACUAUUUCUGAUGUUCCUUCUAGCUCUGAAAACUCUUCCUUGUUAUACAGGUGAGGGUACUGAAGCCCUGGGAGAGGCAAGGGCUGCCCCAGGGUCUCCCAGGAAGUCAGGAGAGAACUAGACUCCCUGUCAGCCCAGGUCUCACCUUCCCAUCUCUCCAAAUGUCCAGUUCUAAGCAGAACUGAUGCUCAGGAGGUCUCUGUGAUUACCUAGGCCUUCUAUUUUCUGACUCUAACGCUAAUUCAAAUCCCAGAGGAGAAAAUUCACAAAAAAAUACUAGAACUCUCAACUUCCUCCUUAAUCUUGUCCCUACAUAUUUAACAUGUAUAGGACUGCUUGCCAUCUUGAGGAGGGGGUGGAGGGAGGGAGGGGAAA